Messenger RNA from Trichomycterus rosablanca, 5616 nucleotides. It is a transcript of the gene dcaf8, whose product is annotated as DDB1 and CUL4 associated factor 8. Gene Ontology annotation, cellular component: cytoplasm; Cul4-RING E3 ubiquitin ligase complex. The record is from RefSeq and is a predicted model, not a curated record. Gene Ontology annotation, molecular function: protein binding. NCBI's taxonomy places the organism in Eukaryota, Metazoa, Chordata, Actinopteri, Siluriformes, Trichomycteridae. Bases 214 to 2013 code for a protein of 599 amino acids. The transcript has 13 exons.
GUCAAAACAGAAAACAUAAACAGUAGCGGUGUGAGGGGGUUUAGUUCUCUCUGUUCGCUUCAUGUUUGCACAUUAUUUGUUACAAAUGUGCGCUUAUUUAGGGGUUAGAGUUUGUUGCGCUUGAGGAGCAGAAUUUGUGCCGGAGGAUUUUUGAAGUGCGGAGUUUUCGGGCCUGCUGAAGGCUCUCUUCGUCAGGAGGAACUCUGAGGCACCAUGGCCGACGGUGAAAGCAAUUCCAGCGUUCCUAACGGUGGCGCUGAAGAUCCAGAGCCAGGAGAGGGAAGCGGGAAUAAAGGAGACGCCGCGUCACCGGCGGAUGAUCAGACGCGACCUGAUUCAGAUUUGAGCUCGCAGCAGGAUCAGGUGACUGCAGAGGACGAGCAGGACGUGGAGGAGGACACGGACAGCAUGGACGGCAGCCUCCUGUACUCAUUCGUGGAGGAGGGUAGGGAGGGGGACGGCGGCCGGGGGCGCAGAGACAGGGCGAAGAAAGACGAGAGCAGGAGAGCGGCGCGGAAGCGGAACCGGCCCACGUCGCGCCACUCCUCCAGCUCGGACGAGGACGAGGCCGACGACGAGGAGGAGGACGAGGAAGAGAACGACAAGGACGACGAGAAGGACAUGGAGGCGUGGCUCGGGGCGGAGCUGAAGGACAUGAAGAGGCCCAGGUGGCGGGCGGUGCCGUCCCUGCGGGCGCGGGAGAUCGGCAGGAACUCGGCGCGGUUCGUGACGCGCGUGUGCGGCUCCCGGGGCCUGGUGCAGCGCCUCACCCUGCAGGCCGAGCUCAAGCGGCACAGCGGCUGCGUCAACACCCUCCACUUCAACCCCUCCGGCACCCGCCUCGCCUCGGGCAGCGACGACCUGCGGGUGGUGAUCUGGGACUGGGCCCGACACCGCGCCGAGCUCGAGUUCGACAGCGGGCACAAGAGCAACGUCUUUCAGGCUAAGUUCCUCCCCCACAGCGGAGACUCCACGCUGGCCAUGUGCGCCCGGGACGGACAGGUCCGAAUAGCCGAGCUCUCGGCCACGCAGCGCUGCAAGAGCACAAAGCGAGUGGCUCAACACAAAGGAGCUGCUCACAAGCUGGCGCUGGAGCCCGACUCGCCCUCCUGUUUCCUCUCCACCGGGGAGGACGCCGUCGUGUUCGGGAUCGACCUGCGCACCGAGCGACCCGCCAAUAAGCUGGUGGUGGUGAAGGAGGGAGAUAAGAAGGUGGGGUUGUACACCAUCUACGUCAAUCCGGCCAGCACACAUUACUUUGCUGUUGGAGGAAGAGAUCAAUACGUCAGGAUCUACGAUCAGAGGAAGAUCAACGAGAACGACAACAACGGCGUCCUGAAGAAGUUCUGUCCAUCACACCUGGUGUCCAGCGAGUCCAAGACCAACAUCACCUGCCUGGUGUACAGUCACGACGGCUCAGAGCUGCUGGCGAGUUAUAACGACGAGGACAUUUACCUGUUCGACUCGAGCCACAGCGACGGAGCCGAUUAUCGCCGCAGAUACAAAGGACACCGUAACAACGCCACAGUGAAGGGCGUGAACUUCUACGGGCCGCGCAGUGAGUUUGUGGUGAGCGGAAGCGACUGCGGACACAUUUACCUGUGGGACAAACACUUGGCCCGUGUGGUGCAGUUCCUGGACGGAGACAAGGGAGGAGUGGUGAACUGUUUGGAGCCACACCCUCACCUGCCUGAUUUGGCCACCAGCGGGUUGGACCAUGACGUGAAGCUCUGGGCCCCGACCGCCGAGGCUCCUACCAACCUGAAAGGUCUCAAAGAGGUGAUGAAGAAGAACAAGCGGGAGCGUGACGAGGACAGCGCCCGGCACGGCGAGCAGUACGAUACGCAGCUCCUCUGGUUCCUCAUGAGGCACAUGAGGAACCGCAGGCCUCCCAGAUCUCAGAGUCGGCACGUGGAAGGUGGAGACGGCGACAGCGACGAAUCCUGGAGCUCUCCGGAAUCUUCUGACGACGACGAUGCCGGUCCUGACCACGUCCAGUGCAUGUCCUCCUGAGCCACACACACACACACACACACACACACACACAGAGCUCACAGUCAAUUAUUUAAUCACACACACACACACACACACACACAUACAGUUAUGGUACCUACAGGCAAAACCGUGAUCGAGGAAUUGAUAUUUUUGAUAUGUUUAUAUUAAUCAGAACAACACACACACACACACACACACACACACACGUAUUCCCACUCGUACCAGUUCACGUUGCACACUGGAGCGGGGCGGCUCACCGCCCUCCGUAAACAGCACCAGAGACCUGAAGUUUCUCCGCCUGGACUCGAGAUUACGGCUUCGUUCUUUCGCUUGGCUUCUCUCUGGACGGCGUCCUUCCAGAGGAACAUUAGAUGAUCUGGCAACCCUUUAGUCCACUUUUUGUUUUUUUGAACUGGUGCAAAAACUUGGGAGUAUUCACGAAACGGGAAACCGGGGCAUCUGUUGAGACGGGGAGAAGCGUCCGGUCCCUGUACUGUACGUUGAGGAUUUUUUGGCAUGGCUGUAUCCCAAAUCGAUACAGAUUUGAUAUUCGUGCACUCUGUAGGGUGUGAAGCUUUUGUGAUGCACUACAUGGAGGAUUUGGUUGGAAAUAUUGGCCACGCGGUGACACUGUGUGGUGUAGCGUCGUUAUUUUAUCAUCUUGUUCCGUAUGACGUGUGAGCAUGGCUUCUCAGCUUGCACCCCAUGGGUCAGUACCCUCUUUUACUGGCGAAGAUGAGAUGUACGCUGACUUCUGGCCGCUGUCGACGCCCUAAUGCAGCUUUUUGAAGAUUAUAUUAUAGUGUAGUACUUCAUGCUGUAUUUAGUGCACGUGUGUUGGUUCUUCAUACCUUCGUAUUGGCCACACGUGAUCAUAAACGAAGCGCAGAGACCAAUCCAAAAUGCGUUCCUAUUUAAUUAGGCGUUCCUAACACAGGUUGGCAUGGUGGUGCAGCUGGUAGUGUAGGUGUGGCCCAGCAAUUGCUCCUGAAGAUGUGAAUUGAGGGUUCUUAUUGAAAUUGAACUUUGGCGUCCACCUUGGUCUCGUCUGGGUCCUAAAAUAGGGUUCGUAGGGGUCGCCGUUGGUCGGUCGUGUGUGUAGAGCGCCCGACCGAGCUGGUGGCACCGCAGACUCAACUUGUUGUGUUAUUUUCUGCUUAGAAUAAAAAAGAAGAGACGUUCAGAGACCAGGGGUGUGCAAACUUUUGCAUUAGAGCGUAUAUAGUGCACUUAAAGGCGAAGGAUCACUACGUCACAGCACACGUAGACCAGCCUAAAGUCGUGAGUUCUGCUAUUUUGGGCCCAUAUAAAUAGGGUUAGGUGCCUCUUCUCGCCUGGCAGCUUCUAAUCUCGUGUUGUUGAUAAGCUUGCUUGACUGUGUGCAGCGAGACCUGCGAUCAUAAGCUUGCUGGUGGUUCAAGAAAAGAAAAAGCAUCAGGUGAGAGUUUGGGUUCUUUCCUUCUUGGUGAGAGCCCACUGUUCCAUGAAUGAUUUAACAGGUCAAGUCAGAUUAGCCUGUUGUAUAUGGGCACAGAGAAGUCGCACUUGUAGUCAGUCUCGGUCAGUAAUGAGGAGUUGGAGGAAGGCGAAGUUAAACUGUGGCUCUUUCCACACCACCAGGUCACAUCAGUAUGGAGAACUGUUAGACAUGUAGUGCACUAGAUCUGAUGCCCUCCGUAGUGCACUUGUGAAGAAGAGACUCAGCCUGUUUGGAGUGACCCGGCCCUGUCCCAAUCCUGAAGCAGUGACUCUCUCUCUCUCUGGUUUGCUGAGUGCACUUAAAUCAGGGAUCUGCUCCGAUCUGAAGCGAGUGUGUUUGCACUGAGAAGUGUUUUUGUUUUUGUUUCAUUUGUUCUGAUUUCUGGUCCCUGAAUUAAGGGUUUGAGAUUUGGAUCUAGACCUCCUUUUGCACUCGGAUGGAAAAUCUGGACACUGGAGCUCCUCCUGAAAGCGUCUUUCCUAAAAAAAACAUGAUCAAUAAAGAAAUAAAUAAUAAAAGUAAAUGAAAGCUAUGUACUUAACCCCCCUUCCUGUGAGGUUUGCACGCAGCUGAGGAUCGACACACAGCCAACAUGCUAUUUGGGACGAAGUCCUUGGCUUAUAGAUGCACUUUUGGGAAGUUUUUGGGUUUUGACAUCGUGGGAUAAAGGAAAAUGAUUCUGCAGUACAAAAUUAAAGGUCAUUUAUGCUGUUGUGUUGUAAUAAAGAGCGAGCUGACUAGUGCGCUUUAUACCCUGCAUACCUGACGUUAGGUAGCUACGUGCUGCAUCGCCUAACAAUUUGCACGAAGUUUGUUUUGCUAGGUCAGUAAUAUUUUUCAACAUUGGCUGACGACAAACUAGUUGGGUCUACUUUACUAGUUGUUAGUACUUUACGAGAUCUGAUUACGUUAGACAGGAACAGCACAGAUCAGGCUAGCUAGCAGGCCCCAUCACGCUCACACGCUUUCAUAUGUGUCCUGUUACGAUCCUAGCGUGUCUUGCUAGAGAAUCAAACACUGCAUGCUGAAUCCUAGGUUAUUGAUUAGUGCCACGCAUAGCUCGUUCUACGUGCUAUCUGUUGGGUCUCCAGUCAAUUUAUGCAUUAUGCUAACUAGCUACAUAACCAUUAAAUUUGGUCCCGGUCAGGUCUCGGCUCCAUUUCGUCAUCAGUUCUUUACAUUUCUAUACACUGCAUGUGAAAUAUUAGUGAGUUUGCUAAAUUUUGGUUAACGUCCUGGCGUUGAUGUUCUACAGGCUGUUGUCGGGUCUCAUCACAGUAGCUGGAUAAACGUGGACUACUGAAGCCACUCUCGUCUUGUACGACGAUUUCAGAGCGAUUUUUGUUGUUGUUGCGGUGUAAGACGCUUGAUAAGUGCAAACAAUUGAUGGCAACACGUAUUUAAUAAAACGCCUGGACGCACCAGGUGACUUUUUCUGCUAGAUGAAAGACGACGUGUUGCCAUAUUUUCACGUUUUUGGAUCUUUAAGCAAUUUAAAAUAAAAGCUUUAUAUAAUAAUAGAACUAGCUAUUUUAUUAUUCUGAACACGUGGGUUUUGCAUGCGGACGAUAUUUCGCAGGUCAAAAACAACACGCCACAGAAUGCUAGUUUGCCAUUUUGGACGCAGCCAUCAGGAGGAAGGGGGGGUGUUAAAUUUUUCCUGGUUUUCACGAGGGGAAGUAAAAAUCCAGCGUCUCUCUUUUUGUAUAAAAAUAAGUUAACUUUGUAUGUAAAUACGAAUAUAUAAUUCUAUAUAAAUAUAUAUUAAAACGGACUGUAUAGAACUCUUCAGCCACUAUCGUCCAAACUCCAUCCAGAGAUUUCUAUUGUACAAAAAGGACUUUUAGGAAAAGUUUCCUCCUCAUUUCUUUUAUUAACAUCCUGUAGAAUCAUUGUUAGAAAUGAAUCUGAGAUUGUUUUUUGUUUUCUUUACGUUUUCGCUCGUUUGUUUUUGAUGGUUGAGUUUUCGCACCGCUGCCUAAAACUGUUUCAGUUCAGAUAAAAACAUGUACAUGUUGUGCAGUAAAAAAAAAAAAAACGGCUGUACGUCAGUGUGUGUGUCUCUUUUAUUAUUAUUAUUAUUAUUCUGUUUUACCUCCUUCUCUAACUGUUAUGCUGGGUUCACAAUGUAUAUUGAAAAG